Messenger RNA from Drosophila takahashii, 1755 nucleotides. RefSeq names its product Mitochondrial phosphate carrier protein 2 (gene Mpcp2). NCBI's taxonomy places the organism in Eukaryota, Metazoa, Arthropoda, Insecta, Diptera, Drosophilidae. Gene Ontology annotation, biological process: mitochondrial phosphate ion transmembrane transport. Gene Ontology annotation, molecular function: phosphate transmembrane transporter activity. The record is from RefSeq and is a predicted model, not a curated record. Gene Ontology annotation, cellular component: mitochondrial inner membrane.
AGGCGUUUCGGUAUUACGGCCAGAUAGCUAGACAGCUGUGAGCCCCCCCUCAUUCUUUGAAUCCCCGCCCACGAGCCGAAUACGUUGCUGACGAAGUCCGACCCCAAGAACCAGAACAGAAACAAGAUGUUCUCCAGCUUCAUUGAAACUGCCCGGAACUCGCCGUUCCGCACCCCCCUGACGUCGGCAAGAUGCGAUGCCGCCGCCCCUGUGGUGGUGGAUCCCCAGCCGGUUGAAGGUCGCCAGAUUGCCGCCGCCUCUGCCCCGGUUCCAGUUGGAAAUCAGGACUCUUGCGAAUUCGGCAGCUCCAAGUACUUCGCCCUGUGCGGAAUCGGUGGCAUCCUCAGCUGCGGCACCACCCACACCUUUGUGGUCCCCCUGGAUCUGGUCAAGUGCCGUCUGCAGGUCGACCAGGCCAAGUACAAGAACCUGUUCCACGGAUUCAAGGUCACCGUGGCGGAGGAGGGCGCCCGUGGGUUGGCCAAGGGCUGGUUCCCCACCCUGCUGGGCUACUCGGCACAGGGUCUGUGCAAGUUCGGUCUGUACGAGGUGUUCAAGGUAAAGUACGCCGAUAUCAUUGGUGAGGAGAACGCCUACCUCUACCGCACCUCCUUGUAUCUGGCUGCUUCCGCUUCGGCCGAGUUCUUCGCCGAUAUCGCUCUGUCGCCGUUCGAGGCCGCCAAGGUCAAGAUCCAGACCAUCCCCGGAUUCGCCAACAACUUCCGCGAGGCUGUGCCUAAGAUGCUGAAGGAGGAGGGCGUCAAUGCCUUCUACAAGGGUCUGGUUCCCCUGUGGAUGCGACAGAUCCCCUACACCAUGAUGAAGUUCGCUUGCUUCGAGCGCACCGUUGAGCUGCUCUACAAGUAUGUGGUGCCCAAGCCCCGUGCCGAAUGCACCAAGGGUGAGCAGCUGAUCGUGACCUUCGCCGCUGGUUACAUCGCCGGUGUGUUCUGCGCCGUGGUGUCCCAUCCCGCUGAUGUGGUGGUCUCCAAGCUGAACCAGGCCAAGGGAGCCAGCGCCAUUCAGGUGGCCAAGUCGCUGGGCUUCACCGGAAUGUGGAACGGAUUGACGCCCCGUAUUAUCAUGAUCGGUACUCUGACCGCCCUGCAGUGGUUCAUCUACGACGGUGUGAAGGUCGCCCUGGGCAUUCCCCGACCCCCACCCCCAGAGAUGCCCGCCAGCCUGAAGGCCAAGCAGCAAUAAGUGGGCUAGUCCAAUAUCGGUUACUUUUAGGCCAGAGUUGAUUAGUUGGCGCGAUUGUGGGCAGACCCAGGAGCAACAUACUUUUACUUUCUAACGCAUUUUCGAUAUCUGUAUAGCCGAAAGCCUUUUGCUUAUUUCUUCACAACAAUACAUCAAUGUUGCGUGUGUGCCAUUGCACGUGUACAUUCCAGAAGCAAUACUUACGCAUUUCUCUGACUCAGCAAUUUAUUCUCAUUUCGAUAUAGACCAAUCUUUCUAACUUUAAUCGCUAAACAUUCUGUCUUACGUAACUAAGCUACACUCAAGUUCAAAGUAUUUAAUUCCAUAUAUCUAAUACUAUGUGCUAUAUUUAACCCUAUGUGUGUUAGUUUCCGCUAGAAAGUAUGUCUGUAUGUUGUACCCUUGAUGUCCAGCCCCCUUGUUCUCCCCUACCCGCUGCCCCACGCCCCUCAAGGCCACACAUGCGAAUAUGAUAUUAAUGCUGUUUCAAUUGUCUGACCCGCUAUCCAAGAAGGCACUCUGAAUAAAUUAAAUUAUAAAAUAAAAACACUA